AUGGCCAUUCCAUACGCAACCGGACUGCCGGCUGACAGCCAGGCUUUGCCGUCAUUUCGCGAACUGCUCCCACCUCACCUUCACGAAGAGAUCGAGUCUACUUCAUACUAUAACUCUAGACAAUUGCGCGAUCGUCCAGUAUCAUCACACGACAUGCCUCUUAAUUCGGAUCCUAGAGAACACGCUACAUCGCGGUCUUCUCGCCCGAGUCCUGCGCUCCCCUCCAUUCGCGAUCUGCAGUCGUAUCCCGAGCGCGGGAUGGGAGUAUACCCCGAUCCCAGAGGUCUUCCACCACCACCAGAAAUGACGACGAGGCCUGUCGGUCCCCACGGAUACCACCAUUCACCCCCGACAAUCCCUGUCUCGAUGGCCGACAGAAGUGCCGAUGUUUUCAGGGGCGUACCGCCUAUUCAGGGUCAGAUGCGAUACCACUACCCGACCAUGGCUUAUCAGAGUGACCCGGAGCACGUCUCUGUACCGCUUUCACACGCACCCCAGUCAAAUUUCGGGAUCAUGGGCGACUCCACCGACUCGAGGAAUAGACGCCGACGAGGGAACCUACCAAAGCCUGUCACCGAGAUCCUCAAGGGCUGGUUCCAUACGAACUUGGAGCACCCUUACCCGAGUGAGGAGGACAAGCAGGUGCUCAUGUCUCGCACAGGUCUCACAAUCAACCAGAUCAGCAACUGGUUCAUUAACGCUAGGAGGCGCCACCUCCCCGCCUUGCGCAACCAAAGGCGCACUGGUGGAAGCGACCUGGAUGAACGACAGUCGUUGAGCGACAUGGAACAGACCUCACCCGAGCCAUCACCUCAUCGCAGACUUUGA
This is a messenger RNA of Aspergillus mulundensis, 828 nucleotides long. RefSeq names its product homeobox domain-containing protein. Gene Ontology annotation, molecular function: RNA polymerase II cis-regulatory region sequence-specific DNA binding; DNA-binding transcription factor activity, RNA polymerase II-specific. Lineage: Eukaryota; Fungi; Ascomycota; Eurotiomycetes; Eurotiales; Aspergillaceae. Bases 1 to 828 code for a protein of 275 amino acids. The record is from RefSeq and is a predicted model, not a curated record. The transcript has 3 exons. Gene Ontology annotation, biological process: regulation of transcription by RNA polymerase II.